Molecule: messenger RNA, 3162 nt
Organism: Brenthis ino (lesser marbled fritillary)
Lineage: Eukaryota; Metazoa; Arthropoda; Insecta; Lepidoptera; Nymphalidae
Source: the annotation of a GenBank genome assembly
AUGACACGUCGAAGCUCUGCCGAAACACAGACAGGGGCGGGCGGAAGUGCGAUAGAAGGUGCGAGAAGUAAUCGCAGUCGGGGAUCAUCACUCCACCUUCAAAGAUGGAUGACUCAGCUACCAGAAGCUGAGGAACUGGAUCCUCCUGAACCUGAUAUGGAAAUGUGGAGCGUCGAAGAGCUUAGAAAGAGGUCAAAAGAGCUGAAUCUUUUAGAAGUAGCUGAUAUUGUAGAAAGCAAUGUAGAAAACAAAGAAAGUGCCGUAGUUAAUAAUGUUGAAAAGAAGGAAAGCGAUAGAAGUCCAUCAAAAAGCAGCAAUUCUGGAAGUCAGAUAACAGUUCGGACCAGUCCAGUUGUAGUAGACACUAUUCCUGUAUGUCGGCAGUGCCAUAAAAAGUGUUUAUCAAAACCAAAUAGUCCAUUAGUUUCUCAAAAAGAACCAACAGUACCUCCUAAACCUAAGCCAGAAACCUCGCCUCAAAAUUCUGCCUCAGUUAAAAGUACUCCUAGUAUUUGUAGAGCAAACUGUGGUAACCGUAAACAAAAACAUUUCACUCGCUUAGAACGUAAAGGUGCUAUAAGGAUACGACCUGAAGAUGGUCCAAAAGCUGCCAUUAAAGUAAUAGAUUCUAUCGAACAAAGUCAAAGAAUGCUCAAAUCUAAAUCUUAUGAUCUAAAAACAGACCCCACCGGCUUAAACAGAAGUAUAACAAGAAGUAAUACUAAGAGUCAUUUGGAAUUGAGAAAAGAGAAUUCAAUUAGAUCACCUAGCCCCACUUCUAGUAGUAGGAAUAGUCCUUUAUCCACUAGUCACACAACGUGUAGCUCCAUGGUAUUUAACUCUAGCUCAAAUGAUUUAAGAACAUCUAGCUCAAAUAUAGCUAACCAAGUCCAGUGCGUUAUAGCUCAAGAGAAGUAUUUGAAUGAAAUAAAAUGUGUUGAAAGUAUCGUGCUAUCGAAACCAAAAACAUCGUCGUAUCCAUCGCCAGCGACUAUAAGAAAAGAAGAGCGAACAAGACAAAAGGCUGAAACUGUUUUAAAUAAAGUAUUAGGUAUGAACAUAAUAACAAAACGAGAAAACGUUGGAACAUGUUUGAAAACGUCGUCAGUAUUCUUAGAUGAUGAUUCAAUACAUGAAGAUGACAAUGACUUUAGGAUAGAAAGAGGUAUGAGAAGAUCACCAAGAAUGGGUAUAUCAGCCGUUAACCAAAUGAAUGGGGACAUUAACAAGAAAAACGAAGGCAUAGAAGAUGUAAAUGCGAAUACGAAUGAUGUGUUAUCAGAUGAAGAUUCUGAGUUGGGUCCACUUAUGUUAAUGGGGCUAUCAGCUAUCAAUCCUGCAGCCCAUCUUAUGAGAGUAGAACCUUUUAAAAGAACACAUUUUGAACAUAUAGGUGUCAGCGCUCUUAAAACUAAUUCAAGGCCAGGUAGUUUAGGUUCUAUCAAAUCUGAGUCACCUGUACCAAAUAUAGCGGUAGUUCCACCGACGCCUGAUUAUAAUACGACAAAUAAGACUGAUGAUCUUGUAGAUGAAUCUCCAGAUUCCCCUGAUGUUCCAGAUGAUUUACCUUAUAUUUCUUUAAAACGAUAUGGUACUAUGUCAAGUCUAGAAAGGCUACCAUCGGAUGAGACUGAUGAUGGUAAUAUAAGACUGACCACCCAAGAGCCAGACAAUUCUAAGACCUAUAGUUCAGUAACUAGCGCGGCCGGAGGCAUUAUGGGUUGGACUGCAAGAGCUGGCUCCUUUGUUGUUGAAAAAAUGAAUAUAUUCAGUCACACAGAGAGCGUGCCAAAUACUUCUAUAGCACAUAAACAGCCUUCUUUCUUAGAACGUAUUGCGAACAUAAUAAUUCAUGUUUCUCCUUAUAAACUAGGUGGAAAACAUCACAAAAGGAAAAGAAACGCUGAGUGCCUUGGAGUGGGAGAUUGGAAGUCUGCGCUGGGUACAGAAGAUGGAACAGUAGAAACAGGAGAAGGAAGUGGGGCAAGUGGUGAAGAUGCUUGGGGUACACCCUCAUCGGGUGACCUUUCAGACAACCUCCCUGAUUCUGAACACGGAACCCUUUCUUCACCAACAAAGUCGUCAUCUUCAUAUGCUGGUGAUGACGAUACAGAACUCAUGAUGGAUGAACUUCUGAUGGCACCUACAAUCACUGGACCUACUACCUUAAGACCACUUCUUCCUAGGGACGUAUUUAGAAGAAGGUUAGAGCCUCUCUUAGAAGAAGAUGGUUCUGACAGUGGAAGUGAAGACAACAAACCUACCCCAACUAACUCUGACGACCAGGGCAGCGAGCGUGGCCUCGAUGCUGACGACUGCUGCGGCGCGCACCAGCCGCCCUCUGCUUCAGAGCCAGAAGCAGAGGACGGUGUGUGCGGCGCGGAACACACGUGGCAUGGAGAGGGACGCGCUGGUGGCGCCGCGUGCGAGCUGAGUCCCGACCGGACUCCCACCAACGAGGCACCUUCGAUGCCCUUACAAUCUGUUUCAAAAGAGUGUGCGGAGCGAGCAUCUGUUGGCGGCGGUCGGCGGGGCUCAGCCAGUUCAGCCAGCACGCCCUCCACACUCGAACGCACCACCAUCCACAACCCCACACCCCUACAUCAGCUGUCACCAGCUUCGGAGCCACCACCAGUACAAGAGUGUUCACCCGAGGGGAGGUCCCUGGAGCGGCUCAGCCCGCGCGCGGAGAUGCGCCUCGCGCUCGACCAGGGGAAGGACAUGUUGGCGGAGCAGGAGCAGGUGGCAUGGGGUGGCGCGCGCGACCACUGGUCGUUUCGCGCGGCGUGCCAGCGGUCGCUGGUGCGGCGCGUGGCGAGCGCGGACGCGGUCACGCUGUGUCGCACCGCCCCGCAUACUACUUCGCGCAGUUCUGUAUAUGCUUGGAAAGCUCCAGAAACAGAAGCGAAACUUAUGGAGAUGGAGCAACUGGCACGAGCGGAAGCUCAGACGAUGCGUUCGCGGACGCGCUCUCAAUGCCAGAACGGGAAGAUAUUGGGGUUCCUUCGUCGUCGAGCGUCGUCCGAUAGCCCGCGCCGCGAGCCCUUCGUACUGAACGCGCGGCCCUUCUCUCCGCGCCGUAGCUCUGAGAAACAUUUCGAGAAACGAUUCUGGAAACAAGUGACCAGAAGACGUCAAUCACUCGGCUCCAUCAGCCAAAUA